GUGACCGACGAGUUGGCGGCCAUCGAGCGCCACGUGGACCGAGUCAUCGACGGUGUGCCCCAAUUGGUGGCCAAUUGUCAGCAGUUCUCGUCGGCGGCCAAAGCCAUAUGCAAUCGAUGGCGAGACGUGUCGCAGAUGCUGUCCAAUCACCCGCUGAUACUGGAAGUGCUGGAAAUACCGCAACUGAUGGACACAUGCGUGCGGAACAACUACUACGAGGAGGCGCUCCAACUGUACGCUUACGUCCAGACACUCACCAAAAGACACGAUUCCGUUGCCAUUAUCGCUAGUAUCGCCAAAGACGUGGACGUCUUCCGCGAGAUAAUGAUCAGUCAGUUGCUGAAGGAGUUGUCGGUCAACAUACAGCUCCAGAAUUGUCUCAAAAUUAUCGGUUAUUUGCGGCGAACCGACAAAUUCAGCGAAACAGAGCUGCGGAUCAAGUUCUUGAGCGCUCGCGACCAGUGGUUGUCGGCGAUGAUCAAAGAGAUUCCGUCCAAUAAUCCACUCAUUCACAUCACGAAAGUAAUCGAAACAAAUCGCGUGAAUCUCUUCGAUAUCGUCACCCAAUACAGAGCCAUCUUCGCCGACAUGGACCCCAUUGUGCCGCAGAAGCACCUGUACUACGGGAUCACCACAUUGGCCACGAGU
Molecule: messenger RNA, 648 nt
Organism: Oppiella nova
Lineage: Eukaryota; Metazoa; Arthropoda; Arachnida; Sarcoptiformes; Oppiidae
Source: the annotation of a GenBank genome assembly